Messenger RNA from Phialemonium atrogriseum, 1603 nucleotides. RefSeq lists its product as uncharacterized. The transcript is spliced from 2 exons. Bases 95 to 1603 code for a protein of 502 amino acids. NCBI's taxonomy places the organism in Eukaryota, Fungi, Ascomycota, Sordariomycetes, Cephalothecales, Cephalothecaceae. The record is from RefSeq and is a predicted model, not a curated record.
CACGGCCUCCAGACAUGGGGAGAAACGAUUUUCAAACCCCUUCAAAGAACUGAGAAUCGUCUCGCCGAAAGAAGGACCAACAAACGUCCUCACAAUGGCCCGCAAGAAUAACACAAAGGACAAGGCCCAGCCCGGCGUCAACCGUGGGAUGCGCGGUCGCCAGCUCCUCCGAUUCAUCGCCCACCUGCGAGAGACAGACAUAUCCAGCGACAAGAUCACCGCGGCCAUGGAGACCGACCCAGGCCUGCUGUUUGCAAAACAUCUCGCCUCCAACGUGCCGCAAGAGGAUAGCAGCCAAGACAACGAGGAGGAGGAGGAGGAGAGGUUCCCACCCUCGUGGCCGGCACGGGGCACGUUCAAGUCGUGGAUAAACGGCUCUUACAAGGCCUGGAGGGAGGAGUCUAUCCGGAACAAGUCGUUUGACCCUGUCGCUGCUGCGGCCCGGGAGAAGAAGCAGCAGGAAAAGGAAAAGGCCACUCUGGAGAUCAAUAACAACACAGCGGCUGGAGGGUCGGAUCAUGGCAGCGGGGAGCGACACCAAGACCCCGCCGGCGGAGAUCACCUGCCCGGCAAUAAUGUCCCGACCCCGUCGCCCGAUGGCCACGUCCAAUCCAGCGACAAGUCGCCUUCUCCGUCAAUGAACCCGAAGAGAUCACAUCUUCCGUCUACCGGGCCGAGCACCGUGGCCCUGGGAGCCAAGCCGGUCGAGUUCCAGCCCAAGCUCCCGGUUUCGCCUGUGCCGCCGGCUCUUGAGAAGCCGAAGAUCCCACCAGUGCAGCAUGCGGCAUCAGCAGGGCAUAGCACGGUAUCUUCGGGGAUGCCGCCGGCGCAGCAUGACAAGCGCCCGGUUCCGUCGGCGUCGUCUCCAGAAGAUCUGCAUAGGCCGUAUCCAGGGAAGUCAUCGACACCGCCAGUCCAGCCUCCCCUCCCAACGACAGACCACCAGGCCCCGCAAGCCACCAGCACGACGUCCACCGUCUACGGCCAUCGGACCUUUACCUAUUUCGAUUCCGACGGGUUUCCGGGAGAGCCGCGUCCGCCGACUCCGCGCCCGAACAUCCGAGACGCGCUUCUCCCCCAGUCGUGCCGUCCUGAACCUCGCGUCCUGGUAGUGCAUAACAACCCCCCUCCUCCGCGUUCCGACAAGGGCUCUGCACCCGUGCCAAACGAUGCCGAGCAGACUAGGGCCAAGACCAUCGACCACAGGUAUGUCCCCAGCGGAGCCAACCCCGACACUUAUUCCGGACAUGCCAUUCCCGGCCUGGCUCCCGCCCAAGCAAGUGGAAAGCAACCCAGUUUCGGCCCAACCCUCGCCCCAGACACUGGAAAAGGUACUGCCGCAGCAUCCUCCACCGGUAUCUCUGCCGUCGCCGGCCCAGCCACCGUCAUCGGACCGUCCGGUGGUGGCGGUGGUACCGCGCUGACGCGCGAGAACCUGCUGCGUAACGCCGCCGCGCACAGGAACGCCGGGUCGGCUGCGGAGAUGAGGGAGCGAGAUGCUGCUGGGGCUGCUGGGGCUGUUGGGAGGGGUGACCCUGAGGUUAAUGGGGAUUGGUAUAGGUGGUAUGCUGAGGUGCAUAAUCGGAAGAGGAGGGAGGGGUGA